AUGAGUUUGCCGGUAUCAACGCAGUUCAUAGUUCCGGCAACAUUCCAGAGUACGACAGAGGGAGAGGUAGCUCCCAAACAUUUCUUAGAAUUCCUCAAUUCCCUCAUAGCAGGAGAGUUGAGUGAAGAUUUCAUUAGCGUUGUUCCCUCUUCCCACAAGGAAACAUGGACCGCUGUCCUCUCUGGCUUAUCGGAUGUCAUUUUGGGCCUAUUCCCGUAUGCUAGACCUGCGCUCUGGGAAAGCAUUCACGAAAGACUGGUUUUGACUGACAUCUCCUUGGACGUAAUUCAACGUGCAACGGACCGGAUCGAUUCAUUGUAUGUAGGUCUGGAGGAUAUCACAAAGAAGUUUUUCGUGCAGCUUCUUGGUCUCUGCCACUCAUCCGAAUCUUGGUUGGAUGUUCAAGUUCCCGAGAAAGAAGGGAUACCAAUACCUUCUACAUUACAUUCAAAAGCUAUUCAAGGGAUGAUCGUCUUCUUGCGGUCCCUAGGUGGAUCUGUGAAGACUACGGAGGGCUCUGGAAAACCACCAUGGAAAGUUCUGCGAGAUGUCAUAUCUGAAAGUCUCGACAUAUGUGAUGUCUUUCUCAGUGUUAUCGUUGAAAUCUUGAGCAGGGUUCUAAGCCCUCCAUUACUUUCACAAUGGUUCAUGAUGGAUCUGCUGCGGAGAACUGUAGUGCUUGCGCAAUCGGCUUUCAACUACUGCUUGUGUUGUCCCACUACCCCACAUAGGCGAUCUCGGAGCUUGGCACGGAUAAUUGAGUCAUCUCAUGUGCUUCUAGCGCAAUCACCUAGCUUUGAGGUUUCUCUUGAUGGUUUACCAUGUCGUUUAUUGCUAUGCGUUCUUGAAGAGGGGCCAAAUAGUGCUUGGGAAUCUUCCUAUGCUGCUCUUCGCAGUACUUUCGCGGCAUGCAAAGGUCUCAAGACUUCUCACAACGCUUCUGCUGUAUUGAGCAUUUUGCGCAGCGAACAUUGGGGAGAUCCAGGCUUUGAGCUACGUUUUUUAGGAUCCGAAUAUAUACGAAUUCGUUUACCCUCGUUCGAUCCAGCCACGCUGUCCAUGGCGAGGGACUUUUUCGAAGGGAACAAUGAUUAUGAUAACAAGAGCGCCUUAAUCAGGGAAAUCGAUAAAGCACUGCAGGCACCCUCCAAUCUAAGUGCAAAACCGGACAUAGCUGAUCAGAAUGCAAUAUCACUCUGGCGCAGGAAUGUGAGGGAGACUGUAGAAGAAUUGAUCGUCCCAGACGAUUUACAUUGGAUGGAUGUAGAUGAAGACUCCCCUGCGGUAUUAUAUGCCCAACGUGCAGCUGAUGAAAUCCAAAAAAGAUUUGAUGGGCCACUUCAUAUGACGGCGGGCCCAGCUCGGUUAUCGUUAGCAGAGAAAAUUUGUGAUUUCCCUGCUCUUCUCUCUCAAAACGAAGGGACAUACGGUCCACCACUUUCCACACUACCAUGUUUUAUGCCUAUCCUCACGCGACUGCUCGAUGGAUUAGAAGAGGAAAUUACAGGUCUUGUUCGUCGAAGAGUAUUCCUGGCGUUAGCCCAAGUUAUCAAAUACCACUCCCCCAAAUCAGAGAUGGUUAGUAUGACGAGUGCUUUAGAAAUGAUAUACCAUGGUCUUGCGGAGAAAGACAGAUAUGUAAGGCUCAGUGCUGGAUUACUCGAUGCACCUAAGGAUUCUGUCAAGGAAACAAUGCUAAUAUCUGUUGGGUUUAUUGGGCGAUCCACCAAGGCAGAAGGUUUAGAACAAGCGGUCUGCUGCUUGAUCUCUCAGUUAGCUAAACAAAACCCACUGCUUAGAGGCGUUGCUUACUUACAGGGACCAGGACAACCAAGCAAGGCACUGAAUUUUAUCCUGAAAAUUCUGUCCGACGCGGUUGUGAAUUUGAACAUCGACUCUUCUAGCAUAGAUGUUCAAAGUUUAGUCGGAAGCUGUAGACUUCCCUUGCUGACAGAGCUAGUAAUCGUCCUAGGAGACGAGAACGAGGAGAAUUCAGCAGCGGCAGUCCAAGCUCUCAAGAGAGUGGAGCGAUCGUUAUCUAAAUCUUCGAGGCCAGAACGCGCCUCCGCAGUAUCCACUCUAGCUCCUUUUUUGAAGGACCACAUGCUGGGAAUAAUAUCGGACAUGAAUGACACACUCCAGGACGUACUUGGAAAGAAAAGCAUUUCCGAAAAGCGGCAGAUUUUGCGAAGUAUAGGUGCCUUAAUUGGUCACAUAGGGCCAGCAAUCAACAGCGUCUCCCCACAGAUCAUGGCAAUGUUACAAACUAUGUUUCUCAUACCUGAACUGUCUGAAGUUACACUAGCAACUUGGUUUACGUUCUUAUCCACCUUGGAGCCCAACGAAGUCGGCCCUCAUGUCGGACCUACUAGUGCAUCGUUCAUUUCCUCAUGGUCAACUUUGUCUCCUUCUGGCCGUGACCUAGCCAGGAAGUCGUUGCAUUACAUUAUAUUCGACGUAGGGGAACGCUCGGGGAAACAUUUAGACGACAUUGUUGACUUACGCGCGAUUCCAGAGUUGUACGAGCUUCAUGAGAAGCUCCAAGACUCCCGUAAAUCGUGGCAACCGAAGUAUAGAUUACAGAAGAUUUUGGAUCGUUCAGGCAGUGACAAUCUGACGGUCGCAUUACAAUCACUUGGCGAACUCAAGUCCUUCAUGCUAAACGAAAGGCCCUUCGUUCAGAGUCUUGCUUCAGCCUGUCACGAUGGAGACGGGACGGAGAACUCGCAAUUGCUGGCGUUCGAAUGUAUAGGGAUUCUUGGAGCUGUUGACCCCGACAGAUGCGAAAUCGGUCUCAGUGAUACCAGGAUGGUCGUGCGCAGCAAUUUUACAGACGAAGGAGAAGCUGUCCUUUUUGCAUUGCACAUCAUCAAAGACGUCUUGGUGGGCGCAUUUCGGUCAACUAGCGACAUCCAAUACCAGAAUCACCUGGCGUACGCUAUACAAGAGUUGCUCCGAUUCUGCAAGUUUACGCCCGCCCUGGUAACCUCAGGCACUACGACAUCUGUCCCUAUGAAAGUUCGAAACCGAUGGAACAGUUUGCCCAAACAUGUCCUGGAAACCGUCACGCCAUUACUUGAAAGUCGUUAUUCAGUUCGCUUGAAGGAUUCGGAAGAGCCAAAACGACCCAUCUAUCCGAGCCCGCGACUUCCAACAUACCGAGAAUGGAUCCAAAAAUGGACAGAACACCUUCUAACAAGAGCUUCGGGGAAUACUGCUCAGAAGAUUUUCAGCGUUUUACGCUCAGCAGUUCGUAACAAAGAUGUGGGGGUGGCCCAUCAUCUCCUCCCUCAUUUGGUGUUGAAUAUUCUUCUCUCUGGAAGCGAGGAGGAUAAGCAAGAUAUCCUUUCAGAGUUGUUAGCUGUGCUGGAAGAUCAAGUUGCAUCUGAUAGUUGUUCAAGUCCAGACAAAAAGCUACUCAGCGCCCAGGCCGUCUUCAUGCUGCUGGAUCAUCUCAGUAAAUAUGUGCGGAUUCUUCGUCAAGAUAUUAGCUCCAAAAAGGUAGACAGCAAACGAGUUCGCACUCAGCACGUAAUGGUUGAAGGUGAAGAGCAACUGGUUCAAGUGGACUCAAUGUUGUCCAGCAUCAAUCAUGACCUAAUGGCGAAGGCUGCCUUACAAUGUAAAGCUUAUGCUCGUUCCCUGAUGAACUUCGAGCGCCAGAUCAUUGCAAUGCGAGAACGUCAAACGCCCAGUCGUAAGAACCAGAUUACUCCGUAUUAUGAGCGGCUGCAUGAGAUCUACGCCAAUCUCAACGAGCCAGAUGGCAUGGAAGGUGUUUCCACUCUUAUCCUGUCGCCUUCUUUGGAGCAUCAGAUUCGUCAACACGAGAGUACAGGACGUUGGACAUCAGCACAGAGUUGUUGGGAAGUACGACUUCAGCAAUCUCCAGAUAAUCUUGAUUUCCACCUAGGACUUCUUCGAUGCCUGAGAAAUCUGGGACAUUAUGAUUCGCUUCGUACUCAUGUACAGGGUGUUCUAACCCGCAAUCCGGCAUGGGAGUCAGAUUUGGCAGGAUUUCAAGCAGAAAGCGCUUGGAUGAUUGGAGCUUGGGAUGACGUUGAAAAAAUGGUCGAGAAUACUGGAAAUCAAACACCUUCUAUUGUUAAAGCUCGUGUGCUGCUAUCAAUGCGCACAGGAGACACUAUUGCUAUCAGCAAUUCUUUAUCACAGGCUCGUGUUGUUCUUGGUACUCCCAUCACUGCCUCUGGAGAACAGGGCUACAGGCGGUCUUAUGAUGCUGUGCUUGAUCUUCACCUCAUACAUGAGCUUGAAAUGAUCCAUGCAGCCAUGGAAAAGCUCCCAGCUAAUUCCCAGGAGCGUCGAUCAGUAGUACAGUCUCUUGGUCAAUCAUUGGCUACUCGAUUUAACUUCACACUUCCUAAUUUUCGCAUUCGUGAAUCCGUGUUAAGCAUGCGACGGACUGCUUUCUCGCUCAGUACAUCACCCCGAAAUGCCUUCACGCCAGAAAUUGGGCGUUCUUGGCUUGCUAGUGCCAAAAUUGCUCGUAAAGCAGGUCAAUGGCAUACAGCUUAUAGCGCUAUGCUACAAGCUCAGCAGAGCAAAGUAGAUUUUUCGUUUAUGGAGAGUGCGAAGCUCGUGAAAGCGACUGGAGAGCCCUUGCGAGCAUUGCAAGAGCUGGAAAACUCGAUGCGUUUGGUUGGCAUCAUCGAAGAUAAGAGUGACACAAUUGAUCUAACUGAAGACGAUGAUGAUACAAAAAGGAUGAAAGCCAAGAAUGCAGCUGACUUAUGGCCCAAGUGGGAGAGCGGAUUCUAUCAUCUGGGCCAGUUUCAUGAUCAAUGUUACAGAAAUUUGUCUACGCAAGACCAAGAGAAGCGAGGUAUCAAGAUGAACUUACACACAGUCCGAAACUUUGCAAAAGCAGUUGUAUACGGGUCGAAAUAUGUGUACCAGACAGUGCCUAGAUUACUCACCCUUUGGCUGGACAUGGGUGAACAUCCAAAGAUUCUGAAAACAGAUGUCUUUGGGAAAGUAAAUGCGACCGUCUCAAGCGCCAUCAAAACCAUACCAGUUUAUAAGUGGUUCACUGCGUUUCCACAAAUUGUUUCACGAGUCGGCCAUACUAACACAGAUGUCUACGCGGUACUUUCAAAGCUGAUUGCUCUCGUGAUACAAGAGUAUCCAAACCAAGCAUUGUGGUUGUUCACUUCUGUUGUGAAAUCAACCAAGCCCAACCGUGAACAGCGGGGCAAGGCCAUACUUGACCAGUUGAAGAGUAAUCCCGCCAAUACUAAAAACCAGGUGCCCGUACUAAUAACUCAAUGCGUCACCAUGACGGACGAGCUUCUCCGCCUGUGUAAUCACCAUAUUGAUGACGAUAGAAAAACUGUUAGCAUGAAGAAAGAGUUUCCUCGAUUGGCUGCUCUCGGUCGUUCCCCUCUACUCAUUCCUUUGCAAGAAUCUCUUACAGCAAAUCUUCCUCCAACCUCCUCGACUAGUCACUCUACCCAUAACCCUUUCCCUCCUGCUGCACCAACGUUCGACGAAUUCUUCGACGAGAUCGAAAUCAUGCGUUCGUUAGCCAAACCGAGGAAGAUCACGAUCCGAGGAAGCAACGGACAAAUAUACAUGUUCCUCGGAAAACCGAAAGAUGAUCUCCGUAAAGAUGCUCGACUGAUGGACUUUAAUGCUAUCCUCAACAAACUACUAAAGGCAAAUUCGGAAUCGCGUAGGCGACAACUUCAUAUUCGCACUUAUGGUGUGGUCACGCUAAACGAGGAAUGUGGAUUCAUUCAAUGGGUGCCAAAUACGAUCCCUGUUCGGCCCGUACUGGUCAAGUUUUACGACGCAAAACGCAUCAAAAGCUGGAAUGGGGAGCUAAGCGAUACGUUCAAGAAGAUCAAGGAAGCGCCUGAAAAGGAUGCUGCAAAUCUGUUCAUCACCAAGGUCCUGCCAGAGUUUCCCCCUGUGUUCCACGAGUGGUUCAUCGAGACGUUCCCAGAACCAACGGCUUGGCUAGCAAGCCGUCUAUCUUACGGAAGGACGGCAGCCGUGAUGUCUAUGGUCGGUUUUAUUUUAGGCCUUGGGGAUAGGCAUUGCGAAAACAUACUCUUGGAUACGAACACAGGAGAUGCUGUUCAUGUCGACUUCAAUUGUCUUUUUGAAAAGGUAGGCAACGAGAUGAAGUUCUGGUUUAUCCUCAAUUCAACGUUUUGCCAGGGAAAAACGUUGGAAACUCCAGAACGCGUUCCUUUCCGCCUCACACAGAACAUGAUCGAUGGGCUAGGCGUUACAGGGGUGGAAGGUGUUUUCCGUAAAGCAUGCGAAGUCACUUUGCAGCUUUUACGAGACAACAAGGAUUCUUUGAUGAGCGUUUUAGAUGCUUUCAUCCACGAUCCUUUGGUAGAAUGGGAGGAUGAAAAACGUAAGAUGGAACGAGAUAGGCGAAACGCUGUAAAAUCAACCACUGAUUUGCGUCAUUUGGCCAAAAAUGCGCUGAAUCCCAUCGAGAAAAAGCUAAAGGGCAUUUAUUCUACCAGCAAGGAAAGACACGAAAAAGAAAUCUCCACAAGUAACCUUGUUCAAAUGCUCAUCCAAGAAGCAACCGACAGUGCGAACUUGGCCAAAAUGUAUCCAGGGUGGGCUGCAUGGCACUGAUCAAUGAGGUUGUAUACAUAUCCUGAAAAAGCUGUAAAUCUGUACAUCUCCCUUAUACUGUAUGAUCAAGAAGCUUGCAACUGUUUAUGUAGCCGUUCUAGCUCUUUUUCUCGUCCGAUGAGGAUGCCUCUCCAGCGCUCCUGUUCCGCCACAAUGGUCUUUCUCGCAGUUUCGAGUCUCUCCGCUUCCUCUUUCUCCAUGAGAGCAUUAAACUCUGGGACGCCACCUCUACUUGCCUCGAGGGAGGCCAUAUUAGAAGUAUGAAAGGGAACUGGCUUCCGCUUUGUUUUAGGGAGAGGUGUGGGUGGGUGGGUAGUGAGAAUGUUGAGGAACGACUGAAAAGGGUCGCUGAAAACAAUCUCGUCGUAUUGCCAAGAGUGAACGGGACCUAGUUUGACGGCGGUUUCGAGACUUGGGAUUUCUGGAUCGCCAGUGACUGUCCAGGGAUGUAGUUUGAGGUGGUGGUAAAAACUGAUGGCCUUUUCU
Messenger RNA from Serpula lacrymans var. lacrymans S7.9, 7107 nucleotides. RefSeq lists its product as uncharacterized. Lineage: Eukaryota; Fungi; Basidiomycota; Agaricomycetes; Boletales; Serpulaceae. Bases 1 to 6621 code for a protein of 2206 amino acids. Gene Ontology annotation, cellular component: nucleus. The transcript is spliced from 26 exons. Gene Ontology annotation, biological process: telomere maintenance; DNA damage checkpoint signaling; protein phosphorylation. The record is from RefSeq and is a predicted model, not a curated record. Gene Ontology annotation, molecular function: protein serine/threonine kinase activity; protein binding.